This is a messenger RNA of Pocillopora verrucosa, 3512 nucleotides long. NCBI's taxonomy places the organism in Eukaryota, Metazoa, Cnidaria, Anthozoa, Scleractinia, Pocilloporidae. The record is from RefSeq and is a predicted model, not a curated record.
CAACAACGAAGAGACUUUCCACAGAGUGCGAAGAUCACAAGACGACUUAGAAAGUGAAAUUCGACGUAAAAGACGAUUCUUUGCCCCGAACACACCUGUACAAGAGACCGAGGACAGUUAUAAAACAAAAAUGGAAGCUAGAUCGUCUCGUUCAUCCCGCGAGGAUAGGGACAUCACGGCAAAACGACCCGAGAGAUUUCGUCUCCGAAUUAGAAAAAGAAGCCAAGACGGAAGUUCCAUACUCCGCGGCGAUACUCCCGGCUCCGGUUCUCUGCCAGGAUCGGGUUCUUCCGGGGCAGGGUUGUGGAUGGGACCACUGUUAGAGAAAAAGCGGAACGAUAAACGAAGCGCUGGUUCAAACUCGCUGGAUAAUCUUAUAGCUACGUUACGAGCGAUCAGUUCUCUAAGUCCUGAUGAAGAUGACAAUUCAGCGGAAGAAGUCAGAUCCUCUGGUUCAGGUCUGUGGCUUGCGCCUGAAAGUACAGUUGAUAAUAAACUGCCACAGUUUUUUCAGGAGGAGGCAGACUCUGGUAGCGGUGAAAACCCGGAGAAAGCUUUAAGGCUGCUGAGUGAAACAGCCCAGAGAGAGUUAAAGCAAAAAGCAAAUGAAGUUGGCAGUGGUGCGGAGCAGAGAGUACAAAAUGAUGACAAAAAGGAAACCGAGCAGCAGACUGGCGAGAGACUUUUUAGACGAGAAAUAGAGAGCGACGCGCCUGCAGAUGAUUUAAUUGCUGCUAAUGAGAAUCAGGAUAAAAGAGGCGACUCUGAACAGGAAGACAAUCCAGCCUCAUCUUCAGGAUCCGCUGAUGAUUGGCAAGAAAUCGAAGAUAAGAUUUCAGAACAACCAGAUGAAAAAGUUACGCGGUCGCUAACAGAAGCCUUACUUCCAGACGCGUAUUACCGCACAAAGAGGUCAUCUCAAGAAAAUGCGUUUCUGGUUUCAGACCACAGUCUCGGUGAAAAUGACGCCCUUAUUGGCGAUAGCCUCGUGGCGCGGUUUUACCGCGAUCAAGACGCAGUUUCCGAUGACGUCACAGAAACGUCGGUGACAUCCCUUCCUAGCGAGACCCAGUCCCUUUCAAGUCCCGAAACCCAAGAAAAACCUGUUAAACGAGAACUGGAAAAUCAUAACUUUAGAGACUUCUCAGAGCCAAGGGUUGUGUACACAAGGCAGAUUAGAGAAGCUCGAGAACCUAUCAUAGAAAGACCUGCCGUUUACUCACAAAUCGAAGACGAGAGUGAGAUGGAUUCCAGCUUCGGAGGCGAGGACGAUGACGACGACGAACCAACUUUAACGAUUCAUGAAAGAGAGAUUAGAGAAGACGGAUAUGUCGGCUGUUACGAGGACAAGGCUCCCGACCGAGAUCUUCCCUCCAUAGUCUCAGUUCCCAAACUGACUCCAGACUCAUGUCGUAGUGCAUGCCGGACAGCAGGUCACGCUUAUGCUGGAGUGCAGUAUGGGUAUUUGUGCAGGUGUGGCGAUUCGUACGGGAAGUACACAAAGGUUUCAGACGAAGAAUGUAAUACUCACUGUACUGGAGAUCAUGCUCAGAAAUGUGGAGGAUUCUGGAGAAGUGCAAUAUUCACGACUGCUGGAGCAAUGGAACCCACAAAGCGUGGAAACUUCUUUCACAUUGAAAGUGUUCGGCCUAUGACAGAAGAAGAUCUUUUUGACAUUCCUCGCAGCGACAUCGCUUCUGGUGGUGAAGCAGAGGCAGAGGAACAUCAGCAACCAAUAAUCACAGAAACCUUUCACUUGACAGCUUCAGAAUCCCCUGCGACUGAAGUAACGGCAGCUGAAGUGGUAACUACCCCACUUGAGUCGUCUGGUAAUUAUGUGCAGGAGAUACACAGAGAACCAUCUCUCCAAGAAUCCCCUGUGCAAUCACUUCCCAUAGAGACAGCCCAGGAAGACAAUUCUUUAAACACGCAUGCGUCAGGCGAAGAGCACCCACAUGAGAAAGCAGACUCUACGCAUGCUACAGUAUCUGCUUCUACAGUUGAGCCCGAUUCUGCGCAUGCUGCAGAUAUCUCACCUGCGAUCGCAAUUUCUGAAGCUCCUCCUCAAGCUUUGACCCAAUCUGAACCCAAACCAUCCUCCGGUUCACCUGCAAUAGCUACUCAACCGGUACCGAGUGUGGUUCAUCCUCAACACAAUGAAACGCCACAGGGUACCCACGGGAGUCGACUGAUUUACUUGCAUCAGCAACAGGAUAUUUUGUCAAAACCAACUCCAAAAACUAUCGUGGCAGUGGCUCCGGGAAAGCUCAAGGAAGGAACUGUCGUCUACACGGGAACAAUCAAGCUGAAACAAAGCUGGCUGGACCAGUUUGAAGAUUCCAACAGCGCAGAGUCAAAAAUAUUAACAGGAAAUAUCGAGCAAGCGUUCAAGCGUGUGUUCAAGAAUGAUCCAAAAUUUGUCAAGGCCGAGGUUGUAGGAUUUAGGGAAGGCCUCGUGAAACACAACCCGAACACCAUACGUAAGGUGAUUGCACCGUUCAUUUUGACGUUCAAGAACGGCAUCCAAGGCAUCGAGGAGAAACUAAAGAACAUGGUACAGAAUGUGGGGAAACUUGAUGAUAUGCCUGUGUAUAAACAUUCACUCCAAUUGUCAGAAUAUAGUCAUUCACCAGCUGUAGGAAAAGCACCGGAAACAAUGGACGAGGCAAGCAAAGUGGACCUCGUUGAGGAGGAUAAGAAGCGGAGUACUGUCAAUAUUCCAAACGGUGGAGUUGAUCCUUUCCUUAAAGGAAUAUUUAGACAGAUUUCGGCGUGAGCUCUAGUUUAGGUUUCACUCUUUCAGAGAAACCAUACACCUUACAGCUUUUUCUAAUGAAAGACUUUUUCGGAAAGAAGAAAAGAAACUCACAAUCAUUUAGGGAAUAAAGAGACAAGCCGAGUGAAUUGAAAAAGAUCUACAGUCGCCGCAGUUAAUAAUAGGUUCAGAUUGUAAACGCCGGUCGCACCAAUAUAGCGUUAUCGGCAGUACAACACAUCCAAUAUAUCUGAGCUAAAUACUUUUAACCAAUGGACAACUUUUCAAAAUGGCAUAAUUUGUUUAGUCAACACAAAGCGCACCAAAGAAAUAAUCUUUAGGUUUUAUUAUUUGUAGAAAAGAUCACGAGAUAUCAGAUUUCAACGUUUAGUUUCCGGAGUUUUGAAGAUCGCGGAUAUACUCCACGCAUUCAGUUAAUAAAUCGGAGCGAAAUAGUAAACAGUGCGAUAGGAGCGGAAACGAAGGAGGCUUGGAUCGAGUCGCGUUCACUUCGUGGCCCGACCCAAACCCGCUCUUCGUGUAGUAAAAUUUAAUUAUCUGACAGGAAGUAUCUAAGAAAAGUGCUGCAAGUAUAAAGUGCACUAUGAGAAAAAGUUGUAUGCUCUUUUUGUUUCAAAAAUUAAUCAUCAAUUGUAAUGGGGCUAAAUCACGAAAGCCUAAAGAAAUUUGUCUUUUUACUUUCAUGAAUGAUAUUUGAUUUUCUAUUAAUCAAGUAAACGUAAAUAAAAUUUAUUUU